Molecule: messenger RNA, 4595 nt
Organism: Pogonomyrmex barbatus (red harvester ant)
Lineage: Eukaryota; Metazoa; Arthropoda; Insecta; Hymenoptera; Formicidae
Biological process (GO): regulation of gene expression
Cellular component (GO): nucleus
Molecular function (GO): sequence-specific DNA binding
Source: RefSeq, a predicted model, not a curated record
AGGGAGAGGGUGAACGGGAACGAGAGCGAGAGCGAGAGCGAGAGAAGAAACGGGGGAGAGAAUCAGGCCUGGCAUACACGAGGGGAGGAUACAGAAAUGGAGUAGCUGGAAAAGGGGAUCGAUCGCGAAAAGGCCGGCCGAUAGCUAUACGGCAAUGGAGGACACGGGAUUCGGCAUCAUCGUGGUCUGAGCAUUCGAAAAUGGCGUCAGGAUUGCCGAAUGUCCAUCAAAAGAAGCUUGGACCAGCGCCGAUAGCCUCCUUCGAAGACUUAUCCGAGGAGGUGGAAAACGGAGAAUCGGCGGCAGCGGCGGCGGCGGCGGCGGCGGCGGCGGCGGCGGCGGCAGGGCGAAUGCCGGGCAUCGUCGAAGUCACCACGCCGGCAACGCCUGGCAGUUCGCUCAAGACGCCUAGCACACCGCGAAUUGAUAUCAGCAGGGCGAGCAGUUCUUCGCACCAUGAGGAUAGUAAUUCCAGGGACUCGUCGCCCGAGCGGGAACUUCUCGCAGGUGCGGAUCCUCCAUCCGGCUGCAAGCUGACCCUGGGCUACAAGGAGGAUGCUCAAGAUCUCAGGUCCUCUACGGAGGAACUGGAUCUGCAAGAUCCCGUUCACGAGCAAGAUCUCAGACGAGAGUCCAAAAGGCGAAAGCGGAGGGAGGCCGACGGAACCCAAUCGGAAUACAGCGGCAAGCAGUUAGGUCAGGACCGUGAGCGCAAGGACAGUAAUUGUUCAGAGAUAUGCUUGCUCAACAUCAGCGGUCGGACGUCGAGACUGUCGUCCGUUGGCAGCCAAGGUUCCGGUGUUUCCGGAAAACUCUCAGUCAUGUCAGCAACUUCCUCCAGAUCCCCCAGCCCGCACAAGUGUUUACUGGAGACGUCGUUCUGCGGAAGCAAGCCGACGCUAGCCGACAAUCUGAUAGAACCGUCGAAACCGGAGACCGAUGAUCUCGAGAAAAUACUCUUGAAGCGAGAGGCUGACACCACGAAGGCGUUGAUUCCUGAGAGUAUCAAAGUGCCUAUGGUAGGUGGCAAUCUGAAGCCGGAUCCACUGGACAAACCCAGAAGACGUGGUCGCGAGGAACGGAAGGAAAUCUUCAAACGGGAGGUGGAAAUCACCAAGAGAUUUUUGGAGAAAGUUAACAUAGAGGUACCAAUUAUCAAGAAAUCGAACGGACAACAAGGAUCGACAUCGCAACAACAACAGCAGCAACACCAGACAAAGAUCCAAAUCCAGGAGGUUCAGAAACCUGUGACACUCGAUUUCAACGACAAAAGGAAAAAAACUCAAAACUUUAAGGAGAUUAUGCAGACGACACCUACAACGAGUAGCCUCACCGGAAGUCCCAAAUUACCAAGACAUCAAAAAGUUCGUGAUCUUGAAGGCUCGCGGACGCCCAGUCCGUCGUCCGUAUCCAGAAAGAGUAGUUUUGCUUCGUUAUUCAAGGCUAGAACCGAUGGCAGCGUGUUGAGCCCAGAAUCGCCGUCACCUAGCACGAAGCCACGUCGAAGUUUGACGUCGAAAUUGAAGGAUACCACGGAAAGUCUAAGAAGCCGUUCAAAAUCGCGCGAAAGAGUCACCGCCGAUAAGAGUUCGGUUAUGAAGAAGGAUUCCAAGAACAAGGGAGUAUUUUCGUCCACUCUAAGCCUCUUUAAGAAACGCGAAAGAAAGAAGAGCUAUGACGAGGCGAUCGCGGCUUCGUGCGAUCUUGAAAUCGCCAGCGGGGAUGAACAACCCUCUCUGGAGAGUAUCGGUCACGUGGAGUUUACGUUCAACACGGAGAAGGAAAGGAAUCGUCAGGACGAUUCGAUCUUCAUUAGUCUGCACGCCGACGACAGAAACUAUGAGGAAGCUUUGCCAUCGGAGAGCGUCUCGAUACCGUUGGAAACGCCGACCAAACUGCUGGACGAGUACGAGUCCGAAGGACCGCAUACGGGUAGCAUAAUCACGGAGGUGUCUAUCGAGCAUCAUCCGGCGUCGCCGCCGUCGAUCGCCAAAAUUAGAACCGAGGCACAGAUCGAGACGACGACGGUGACGCAGAACGCGUCCAGGAGUACGUCCAGAGAAAGUCGGCUCCAGCAGAGCGCACCGAAAGAGUCGGAAAUGUUGAAAACCUCGUUGAAAGAUUCAAGAAUUAGCACGCAGACUAGUAAAGUCAUCGAAAUGCCGGUAUCGGCCAAGUCGACUGCGAUUAAAUCGGAUGUUAAACCGGACAUUAAAUCGGAAAUUAAAUCGACGGAUUCGCGAGCAUCGUCUAGCGGCUUGUCGAGAGAAUCCAGUGGCAAAAAGCCGGAUAUAACGAAACCGAAAAGAAAAAGUAAGGAGAGUCAACAGCAGCAGCAGCAGCAGCAGCAACAACAACAACAACAACCCGAACCAUCCAUCGAGAGAAUAGAUGGCAAUGUAGUGACGCAGCAGAAAAGGGUAAGCUCGGGAGAGCCUUCUCGAGCUGUUCGAACUAAAAAAGUUGAUCUUCUCGAUGACAAGGUCGGCAAAUCGCAACAGCAGAGUUUGGUAAAAACGCCCAGCGUGAUAUCCGAUCUGGAUCACAACAGUUCCGAGUCCGAAAGAGACUCCGAGAUCGAGUUCAUCCGCAAUAAGGUCGAGAAAUUGGCUGAGGAGCUACCGGAUGAACGAAAAGGUCUCUUUUAUGAAGAGAGCUUCGAGGAAGAUCUUCCAUAUGUACCGACGACUCUGCCAUUGGAGAAAAGCGUCGCUGUACCUAUUCUGCCGAUUAAACAACGACUUCAGGAAGUAAGGACGAUUCCGAUCGAGAGACCGCGCUCGACGACGCCGAUAAAUCCGACCUUGCUGGACGAGUUUGUGAUGCAGACGUCAUCGGACGAACGGCGCGUGGAGCGGAUGAAGAUAUCUCUACCGCGGGAGGAUAGCUUCAAGCUGAAGAGUCCGCGCCGGCAAUACGCCAGCACGGCGAAUACGUUCACGAAGUUUGCGGGCAAGGUACCGCCGGACGGCGGCCGCAAGGGCGCUGUCCAUCAAGGAAAAUCACCGAGUCCACCUCCACUGCCACCGAGAGCACCAGCAGCGGCAGCGGCAGCGGCAGCGGCGGCGGCCGCAGCGGCAGCGUCAGCGUCAACGGGAACAACGGCGGCGGCGGCGGCGGCGCGACCGAGCAACUGGAUCAACUUCGAGGAGAUACCGGAGAAGAGAAAAGCGCCGAAACGGAUACAGACGAUACCGCGACCGGAGGACGACAUCGCGAAAAGUAUCACCGGCGGUUACAGCUAUGUGCAGCCGGAAGAGUGCAAGUGCGAGUGCCACGAGGAGUCUAGGCGGGCGUCCAUGCGGGAGGCAGCGGCGGCAGCGGCGGUCGCGGCGGCUGUCGCCGCCACUGCCUCCAGCACCAGCACGAGGACCUCCUCUUGCAGCAGCAACGGUGAACGGCCGUGCAACGGCGAAAAUUGCACGGCGCCGACCACCGGCGGCGGUAGCUCGGUCGACCGCGCCAGUAUCGUCAGUGACAGCUCGCUAGAGUGUUCGCUGAGCAACGACGACGGCCAGAGCACGCAGGUGCUUCUCGGCAACUCGACGAAACCCUUCGCCAUGGAUCUCGACGUACGUUCCAACAGGUCGAGUAUCAUAUCGCAGGAGGAAAACGACGAGAAUCAGCACCAAUAAUAAUAAUAAUUAUUGUUGUUAUUAUUAUUAUUAUUAUAAUCGAUACUUGCAUAGCGCACCCACGCCUUAGGAUCUUCGGAUUUUCCUUUUCUUCGUGUGGAAAGAUGAAUCCGAGUUUUUCCGAUACGAAUCAAAGGGCGAUUUAAUCCCGAAAGAGACGUUCUCCACCACGUUCUCUCUCUUUUCAUCGCAUUUUCUUUCUUCUGUGAAAAAAAAGAAAAAUUUCACGAAGGAUAAACUCGAUACUCAGUUCUACGUGUUUUCGGUAGCGCGUCGUAGCGCGCGAUAAAACUUUCGAUUAUCAAAGAGCACAUCGCUCUCUCUCCUCUUCGAAAUCAGUCCGUAAAUCAGAUUUCGAGAUGUUCUUCGCCCUCAGCGUCACGUGGUUCCUCACUAACACGUCAUUUUCGAACCAUUUUCGCAUUGCACCGCGUUCAGAUAUUUACAUACGUUUACACGCGUUAUACUUUUGCGACGGCAUUGUUACAUACCGCUGUCGCGGUUCUUUCCUUUCUUUCUCUUUCUUUUUCUUUCUCCUCUGAGGCUAAUUCUUCUUGGGCGUUAGCUCCGUUCCUAAUCGAAGAUUACCACUUCUUUACGUUGGCUCGAGUCCAUAACGUAAAAGAAAGAAAUGAAGACGUUGCGUAUUACACGUAACAUACAUUUCUCUUCUUACAAACAACGUAAAGAGCAUUCGAGAGAGAAAAACCGCGAUUGGACGCGGUUCUUAUUUUAGUUAGUUUAUCGCACGCACGCGUUGACAGUUUGUCAGGGACAAGACACAUAGGGGCACCCGAGGAUGGUGGCUCGCUAAUGUUUUUACUAAUAUCUCCACAAAUUAAUCACUAGUUUUCUCUCGUCGAGGGAGAAUCGCACCGCCGCGGAAUGUCGAUGAAAUGCUCGGACGUAUCGCUUGUAUCUUACUCUUUUUGGAACAAAAAGGAUAUGAAUAGCACGAAA